Molecule: messenger RNA, 3581 nt
Organism: Anguilla rostrata (American eel)
Lineage: Eukaryota; Metazoa; Chordata; Actinopteri; Anguilliformes; Anguillidae
Gene: c8h6orf136
Product: chromosome 8 C6orf136 homolog
Exons: 7
Coding region: 276-1778 (500 amino acids)
Source: RefSeq, a predicted model, not a curated record
AGGAAAUGCUCGACCUUUCCACCAAUCAGUGGGAAGCCGGUUCGUGAGGUUUGGGGCGUGGUUGUAAUUUGUUCUGGAAGCCGAGGAACGCAUGCGCAGUGUGGCGUCGUGCCGGGCAAGGACACAGCUAGGAAAAAAUCAAGAGAAGCAAAACGUAGAGGGAGAGAAAGAUUAAGGAAGAAAAUCAUCUUGUUCUUUGCCUGUGAUUUUUGUGUGAUGUCAGCUCGUUAACUUGACCAAUCAGUGAUUGGGGUUACCCCUCCCCCCUGAGCUGAAUGGCUGUGUCCAGAGGGGGCGUUGCUUUUUGGGUGAGGUGUGGGAGGAGCCAUGGCUACCAGCAUCCAAUCAAGCGACAGUGUUGGAGUCUCACUCAGGCACUGGAUUUACAGCACAGCGACCUUUCUCGACCAAUAAGCAUCUUUUCCCGAGCUCUAGCCCCGCCCAGCCACCCGCAUCAUCAGACCGUUGGCCAAUCCCCUGUGGGCUCUUCGCCGCUGCUCCCCGCUCAUCACACGGGGCAUCAGGUCCGAACGGGCAGCUUGGAGGAGGACUGGGAAGAGACCGUCAGCCUGUGCGUGCUGUCGGAACCCGGGGAGCAUGGGGGGCAGAGCGCCCUGGUGGAAGUACACUUGCUCGGGCAGACCCGGUUAGGCGAGCUCCUGGCUUCUGGCCUCGGCAGGCCGGGAGAAUUCCUCUUCCCGCUAACCACCGUCGACGGACGUCGGGAGGACGACAUCAGCGUUAGCGGAGGGGGAGAGGGCGGGGGAGGCGAAAGACGGAGAGAUGGACAGAUCAGGGAGAGGGAGAUGGGGUCAUUUCGGAGCCUGUUCGAGGCGGAACGUUGUCCCGCCCCCUUCGUGUGGGGGUCCCAGUUCUACUGCUUCCACUGCCCAGAGACGGAGCCCUCGCCUGGGGCUGGGCUCAAAUCGAGCCUGUGGACUGGGCCGGGCCUGCAGGCUGGAGGCCCACUGCGGUGGCCCCCCACGUCUCACUGCAGCCACGCGGAAAGCGAGGGAGGAGACUGGGAGGAGAGAGAGAGGGAGCGAGAGAGGGAGGAGAAACUGGCGCUGAUGCACGAAAGGCUGAGGAUUGAGGUGAGAGAGGGCGAGCGAGACAGAACAAGAGAGUGCGAGAGAAAUCUCCAGCUGUUGAAUGAGGUGUGGCCUUGUACUACACCACUACUACAGCAUUACCAUACACUCAGACCAGGUACUACAGUAUUACUACACACUCAGACCAGUUACUACAGCAUCACUACACCAUUACUACACACACAGACCAGGUACUACACUGUUACUCCAGCAUUACUACACACUCAGACCAGGUACUACACUGUUACUGCUUCAUUACUACACACUCAGACCAGGGGGCGAGGUGUGUACCAGCUGACCUUGACCAUGUGGAAGCUGCUGUGCGCCUGCUACUUCACGGACGUGCGGCUGGAAGUGCUGAAGCUCACCAAGCACAGCGAGGAUGGGACGGUGCGCGCUCGCUGGCGGCUACGCGGAUUACCCUUUCACCUGCUGCUGCUGCGCUUCUACAGGAGGGACAAGAGCCAGCUCUACAGGACGUACGAUGCCUUCUCCACCUUCUACCUGGGGCCGGACGGGCUCGUUCACCGGCACAGGGUGGAAAAGGUGAUGGAAGCCAUGCCCCCUGUCCUGCCCCGUGUGACAUCACUGCUGGCAGGAGCGCUGGUUGCCCUGGGGAUCCAGGAGCACAGACCUGCCCUAAAUUUCCCCUUCAUCCUUUCGUCUUUCAGAGUGGGAAGGCAAUGAGAGAGAGAGAGAUGGGGAGAGAGAAUGUUAGCGUGAGAGGGAGAGAGAUCUUAAGAGAUGAGGCCUGUAUGAAAAGCUUGGAUGAAAAUGUACAGAUUGACUUUAACCCCAAUGUCUCGAGAUAGUUUUUUUCCCCUGUAUUCACAGUAAAUGUAAAAAAAAAAAGCAAAAGCAUUUCAACUGUAGGCCACAGCGUGGCGCCUGCGUUUCCUCAGUGACGCUCUUCCACUCCCCCUGGUGGUCAAGCAGGGUGGUGUCCUGUGUACAAUUAUGCUGAAUAUCUGGUCCUUCCACUGUUGAGUUUCUUAUCGGAAAAGCAUCAGGGGUAAAACAGUGAAAGCUGGGGGAAAAACGGCUCAUAAACGUGUAAAUAUUCACACAUGCGUGCACAGAGCGACUCUGAGAUGCUCCCGGUUUCCUCCACAGACUCUCUGACUGUUGUACUAUAAUGAACUCUGUUGUACAAACUGACCACCACUAUUCUCCACCGCGCUCAGGUCGUCUCCAGCACUGUGCUUCACUCUAACAGUCCGCUCUGUAGGUUAGCGUGCUAAGCUACAUCGCAAUACGCCAUGCUACACCAUGUUUGAUUUUUUGUCGUUCUGAACGGGCGUUGAAAGCAAAACUUUAGCGAGCUUAGAAAAAAAUGAAGCAGCUUAACUAUGUGGGUAGAACAUCCGACCAUCACAUAGGUGUUUACAUUUCGAGGGGGUGUGGGGAUCCCCAAUAAUUUCUGACCCUGCCCGUCUCUUCCCCUCAAGGUUGGACAGCCGCUUAAUCGCCUUUGUAGGUGCGUUCUGUCCCUGGAGCCCGCCCAUUUUCUGAAGCGCGCAAUUCUGAUUGGCGAAGCAGUGGCACUAAACCGCCAGCCUUCUGCACCAUUGGCCCAGCUUCACAGACUCCGCCCCCAGGCCCCUCUAACCAGCCACGAGUGUGCUGUGCUGCUUAGGAAGCGCGCGGUAAUUCUGAUGUAAAUAUAGUGUAAUUACAGAUAUAUUUAUAUUUAGGCUGCAGCACGCGUGUCGUAUAGCUGCCGGGGACGAGGAGGAGCAGAGGGUGGCGGCCUCCGAAACGCGGCAUUUUGAUUGGCCCUGAGCUCGUCCAAGGGCGGGGUUAGAGUGUUGACCUUUAACUGCUGUUCUGUCACUGAUUAUCUGAACUCUCCCCCCACCCAUCAAAUUCAUGAUGCUUUACUACAUGCAGCGUCAGGUUAAGUCCUGUACGGAAUUUACGCUCCUUGUUGAUUUUGUGUGACUACACGGGACAAACACGCUCAGGAUUGAUUGGCAGGAAAUGCCAGGGAUGAUGGGAUUGAUUGGCAGGAAACGCCAUGGCUAAUGGGACUGAUUGGCAAGGAAUGCAAGGGAUGAUGGGAUUGAUUGGGCGGAAACGCCAGGGCUAAUGGGACUGAUUGGCAGGGAAUGCAAGGGAUGAUGGGAUUGAUUGGCAGGGAAUGCAAGGGAUGAUGGGAUUGAUUGGCAGGAAACGCCAGGGCUGUUGGGAUUGAUUGGGCAGAAACGCCAGGCUGAUGGGAUUGAUUGGCAGGGAAUGCAAGGGAUGAUGGGAUUGAUUGGCAGGAAACGCCAGGGCUGUUGGGAUUGAUUGGCAGGGAAUGCAAGGGAUGAUGGGAUUGAUUGGCAGGAAACGCCAGGGCUGAUGGGAUUGAUUGGCAGGAAACGCCAGGGAUGAUGGGAUUGGCUGCUUUCUGUUCCCGCUUUUUCCCCCUUCAGUGUAAAUGGUUCUGUAACAUUUCAGUGAUCUGCUCUUUUUUGUGAGAACAAUAAAGCAUGACAUGUAACUCCA